GUGAUCUCGCGCUGCCUAGGAAACAAGACGCGGCCCUGGCCAAACCUGAGACAGCCGCGCCUACCCCGGCGCCAUGGAGCUUCCCUCAGGGCAGUGUGGGAAUCCUCGCUCUUGUGAGGACGAGUCGGACCCCGAGCCAGAGCCCGACCCUGAUGCUCAAGCUGAGGCCUAUGUAGCACGCGUGCUCACCCCGCCCAAACCUGGCAUGACCCCGCGGCGCUCGUCACUGCAGUCCAUGUUCUCCGCGUCCCUGGGCAUGCCAGAGCGAAAGGAUGCCUCCAAAGUACCGGCAGUGAGCCUGCCGGGCCUCCUCAGCCUUCCCCCGGAGCUGCUGCUGGAGAUCUGUGCCUACCUGGAUGCGCGGGUCGUGCUUCAUGUCCUGCCGUGCGUGUGCCAAGCGCUGCACAACCUCGUGCGUGAUCGAGUCACCUGGAGGCUACGCGCUCAGCGCCGCGUACGCUCACCCUACCCAGUGGUAGAAGAGGAGAACUUUGACUGGCCGGCCGCCUGCAUUGAGCUGGAGCAGCACCUGGCCCGCUGGGCAGAGGACGGACAGCGGACCGAAUACUUCUGCCUGGCUGAUGGCCACUUUGCUUCCAUUGAUGCAGUGUUGCUACUCCAGGGUGGGACACUGUGUUUGUCAGGCUCCCGGGAUCGAAAUGUCAACCUGUGGGACUUGCGACAUCUAGGGAAGGAGCCCAGCCGAGUUCUGGUGAAGGCCUUGGGCACCCAGGGCAAUAGCACACACAAGGGCUGGGUAUGGUCGCUAGCAGCACAGGACCACCGUGUGUGCUCCGGCUCUUGGGACAGCACCGUGAAGCUGUGGGACAUGGCGGCCGAUGGGCAGCAGUUUGGAGAGAUCAAGGGCAAGGCGGCAGUGCUGUGCCUUUCCUACCAACCUGAUAUCCUGGUGACUGGUACCUAUGACAAGAAGGUGACCAUCUAUGAUCCCAGAGCUGGCCUGACCCUGGUGAAGAGCCGGAGGCUGCACUCAAGUGCUGUGCUAGCAGUGCUGGCGGAUGACAGACAUAUCAUCUCAGGUAGUGAGGACCACAGUCUUGUGGUAUUUGAUCGUCGAGCCAAUAGCGUCCUGCAGCGGCUCCAGCUGGACUCCUAUCUGCUCUGCAUGUCUUACCAGGAGCCCCAGCUCUGGGCAGGUGACAACCAGGGCCUGCUGCACGUCUUCGCCAACCAAGAUGGCUGCUUCCAGCUUGUUCGGACCUUUGAUGUGGGUCACCAGUCUCAGAUCACAGGGAUCAAACACUCCCUGGGGACUCUGUACACAACAUCUACUGACAAGACUAUUCGGGUUCAUGUGCCCACAGAUCCACCUAAGACCAUCUGUACCCGAAGGCACCACAACGUGUUAAAUGGGAUCUGUGCUGAGGGCAACAUAGUGGUGGCUGCCUCUGGUGGCCUGUCAUUGGAGGUCUGGAGGCUGUUGGCCUGAAGCUGGCUGGACAUGGCUGUGGUGGAUGUUGGUCUACACUGCCUGCUGAGGCUGCCCCAGGCCUCUGCUCCGGAGGAACUUCCUGCUAUUGGUGCUGCUUCUGCCCAGCUCCACAGACUUGGGACCCAGGAAGCCCUAGGGCUGGGCCCACACCUGUGCCUGUGGGUUGACAUUUCUAGUUUUAGCGACCAAGGGGGCUGUUCCCUACCUUCCACUCUUGGGUUUUGUUUUGUUUUGUUUUAUUUUGUGUUGUUGAGACAGGGUCUCAUGUAACCCAGGCUGGCCUCAUAUUCACUGUGUUUGAGGCAGGCCUUGAAUGCCUGAUCCUCCUGCCUGAAUCUUCCAAGUGUUGGGGUUACAGGUAUGGCACCAUGCCUGAAUGACCUGUUUUGUUAGGAUUUGGAUGUCUCUCUCACAGGAAUGAAGAGAAAUAAAUCUACUGUGCAAUUGUUGGAAACUGG
This is a messenger RNA of Rattus norvegicus (Norway rat), 1911 nucleotides long. It is a transcript of the gene Fbxw9, whose product is annotated as F-box and WD repeat domain containing 9. NCBI's taxonomy places the organism in Eukaryota, Metazoa, Chordata, Mammalia, Rodentia, Muridae. The record is from RefSeq and is marked validated. The coding region runs from base 74 to 1450 and encodes 458 amino acids. The transcript is spliced from 10 exons.